CCCGAACCGUGUUACCGCGCUUUCACGCGAUCCCGCUCGCGAUAUUUCUCCGAUCUCUCGCUUCAUAAUCGUGUUGCCUCCAUUUUGAUUAGCCUCGUACUUGUGACAUGUGAAUCUCUGCUAAAAAUUCUUCGGGAUUUACUGAAUUUUCGUCGGAGCGACCGAUCAGGACAGUGUUUCGAUGUGAAAAGUGUGAAGGUGAUGAAAACUGAAUAGGAAAAUUGGUCGCCGCUGGAUGAUAACGAUCUCAACGGUCAUCGAAGACGAACCGGGUAACAGUUGUAAGGAUUUAUGAAUGAACACACGGAUGGCGGGGAUAUGAAUGAGACGCGGACGAUCGAACAAUCGUUUAACGGCGUCGAUCGUUCGAGCAACGGAUGCUUACUUUCGUCACGAGCUAUUCAUCCGGUCGGUCCGUAGCCACCACGCACACCCGCGCAGCACGAUUGCUCGUAUCACCGUUUAUUUUCUGAUCGAUAACGCUGGGGUCUCGGGGAGAUCGCGGUUGUCGAGCGAAACGUACGGUUCUAGGAAUCGGAAUCACGAAAUCUCUGCUGCGACGAUGAAGUGAGUACCGAGUGAUAUUAGUCCGUGUUGGAAGGAGAAGAAACGACAGCAAGAAUGCCGGACAGUUCGAACCAACUGUCGUCGCCGGGCAGCGAGUGCAGCAGUCAAAUGGGUGGUAUGCAUCGAAACGCAUCCGCUGGACAGUACGAGGAUUCCUCGAUGCCGGGACUCGCAUUGACGCAUCAUUCGCAAACUCUGACGCCGGCGUCGAACGGGAGCCUUCAGUACCCUCAGGAGUUAACCACAUGCACCUCGGCGAAUUCGUCGACGAGCGUAGGAAAUGUUGCCGCAAUGUCUUUGGGAAUCACGGUGAAUAAUUAUACGCCGGAUCAGAUAUCUUGCAUGUGCAAGGCGUUAUUGCAGAGACAGGAUAUUGAAAAGCUAACGAGGCUUUUGUGGUCCCUUCCUCCCGGCGAGUUGCUCCGUCGCGACGAGAACAUUUUGAUAGCAAGAGCCACGGUCGCUUUUCAUCGGGGCGCCUAUCACGAGCUUUACUCGAUCUUAGAGAGUCACCCGUUCUCGCCGGACCGUCAUCAGAAGUUGCAGGAUAUGUGGUUCACAUCGCACUACCGCGAGGCGGAGAAGAUUCGCGGCAGGCCGCUCGGUGCUGUAGACAAGUACAGGCUCAGGAAAAAGUAUCCUUUGCCGAAGACCAUUUGGGACGGCGAGGAGGUCGUUUAUUGUUUCAAGGAGCGAUCGAGGAACGCGUUGAAACAGUGUUACAUGAGGACCAAGUAUCCGCUCUCCGAGGAAAAGAAGAACCUCGCGAAGGAGACCGGGUUAACCCUGACUCAGGUGGCGAAUUGGUUCAAGAAUCGACGGCAAAGGGAUCGAACGCCGCAAACGAGAACGGAUAUGUUGCCGUUAAAUUGCCAGAGCAGUGCGAACAAUGUGAUCGGCGGCUCGGUGAGCAACGGGGACAGUCUUCAGCUACAAAGCAUCGACUCGAACGGCUCGAACUUGGCAAUGUCACCGUUGUCGACAAUGAGCAUGUCACCGGUCGCUGUAAACCCUUGCAGUCCGAUGGGUAUGAGUUCUAUGCCACCCCGUCAUCCAAGAUACGGAACACCCGUCACCCCUUCGCAUACAACGCACCCCCAUAACGGCGGCCUCAGUCCCAUGAACGACGUCAAAGCGUUAUGUUACGGACGUAGUAGUUACGAAACCGCUAAAGACGCGGACCAAAGUACGGUUUAUUAUCCGAACCACUCGAGCAUGCAUCAUCAGUAUUACCAACAGACGCAUCAUCAGAUGAUGUCGACUCAUCAUUAUCAGCAUCAUCAACAGGGCAUGCCGUCGGGGUACGAAAUCGCGCUACCGCCUCCGCAACACUCAACGUGACCAACCGACUACGAGACAGAUCGGGAUGCGGUUCAACCAAGUCAAACCGACGACGUUUUCGCCCGUGUUCACGCGUUCGCUUGACUCGGUGUUUUACUUAUUUCGACUUGUCUUGCCUCUCAAAAUUUAUCGUAUCGCGCGAACCGAUGCUCCGGAUCGAAAUUAAUUCGCGGUUAUGAAGCCUAUUGGAAAUCGAUAAAAAAGCAAGUAAUUCGUUGGAAAAAUUUUCUCACACGGCGAGGUCCAUCAAUCGCAUGAUUUCCAGCCAAUGGAGUAGUAAGUUUCUCCAUAAAAUUUCUGGGAGGAGCUAUACCUUGAGGAAGAACUGGUUUAACACGCGCACCCCUCGCGAAAGAUGGAGUCGCCGCCUGUUCCUCUCCUCCUUGCUGGUCUGACAAAAAGCUAAUAGCAAACGUGCAAGAGGUCGCGUUUUAACGAAUAUAGAUCGACAUCGUGUUACUAGACACGAAUUAUUUCCUUCGUCUUUGCGCAGGUUAUAUUCGACGGAGCUGCUCAAUUCGUAGCAAACUGAUUUGAGAACAAUUAAAACUGAACUGGUGAUUCUUUGACUCCAAGGUAACGUUUGCACGCAAGGACAGCGACUCUCGGUCGCAUUUAGCGUGUGUGUAUAUAUGUAGGUUGUCUGCAGUGUUAUAUCUCUGGUGUAAAAUAUAUUUUUGACCGCAGUACUAGGUAUACGGUUAAAUGAUUAUUAAACGAUUAUUCGAUCUCGCAGCCUAAGAUGAAACGAGUAAGAUCUUGCAUCGCAAGAUGAAGCUCUCGCAAAAUGGUGUACUGCUUUGACAAAAACUUACUGUACAAUUAAGCGAGGUGCAUUAAAUGUAUAAAAAUAAAUGAGAUAUCUAUAAAUCUUAUGCUUCGAUUAAUUAGAUAUCUCCUUCCGAGUAAAUCUUUGCA
Messenger RNA from Ceratina calcarata, 2826 nucleotides. RefSeq names its product homeobox protein six4 (gene Six4). The coding region runs from base 622 to 1908 and encodes 428 amino acids. The record is from RefSeq and is a predicted model, not a curated record. Gene Ontology annotation, cellular component: nucleus; transcription regulator complex. The transcript has 4 exons. Gene Ontology annotation, biological process: regulation of transcription by RNA polymerase II. NCBI's taxonomy places the organism in Eukaryota, Metazoa, Arthropoda, Insecta, Hymenoptera, Apidae. Gene Ontology annotation, molecular function: DNA-binding transcription factor activity, RNA polymerase II-specific; RNA polymerase II cis-regulatory region sequence-specific DNA binding.